CUCGGGGGCUCCGGCUUGGUCUUCGGGAGCCGGGCCGCCUCCUCGGCCCCUCGCUCGCACCCUUCGUGUAGCUGCUCUGGAAUGUGCUACAUUCCUCUACGGCGCUUCUAAAACUUCAACGCGUGUUAAAACAUUAGAUACAGCCUGCAGUCUAACUUGCAUUCGUGAAGCCUCUGAUUUGAUCCUCCCCCAGUUGGCCAAGUUUUCUGUUCCUUUAACCUCCCCAAACUCUCCCUCCUGACAGUGCCUGGACUGCUGCUUUCCUCAACCAACUCACUUUCUUCUCCCACUGCCAGUUGGCAUAUGUUCCCUGCGUUUCCUCAGUCAAUGCUCCUGCCAUCCCAGCCUUCCCAAAGUAUUCCACUGGCAAACAGUCCCUGGCUGCCUCCCUCCCACACCCCCUCCAGAAAAAGUCUGACUUCUCUGCACCCAGAAGUCGCACGGAGAGCUGCCAUUGGCACAUGUUUUUCCAUUGUUCUUCACUGUUGUUUUGUGGAUUUAGAAAUUCUUAUUUUUUUAGGAUGCCUACCUUGGUAUAAUUGCAUUUUCGCGCUUUAAUAUGAGGCAGCAGUCUUGAACUUCUUCCUUGAACAGCAUGUCACGCGGUGGUUUAAAAUCUGCAGAGGAGCUAUUGCAGAUCUCGGAAAGUCCGCCGGAAUAACACUGCCAAUAAAAGCUUUCAUCAUGGGGGACAUGAAAACCCCAGACUUUGAUGACCUCUUGGCUGCUUUUGACAUCCCUGAUCCGACUAGCCUUGAUGCCAAGGAGACCAUCCCGUCAGCUGGGGAGGAGAAUGAGAAUCACCUGAAGUCAUCAGGAAUCUGCAUAGAUGAGAAUGUGUCCUUAUCCCACUCUUUGCCUCCCUCUGAUGCUCCUGUUGUGAGUGUUAUUGUGAAGAACACAAGUCGUCAGGAGUCCUUUGAAGCAGAAAAGGAAGGGAAUCAUCUCGGGGCUGGUCUGUUACACAAUGGAUUUCGUGGAUCUGAUCUGCCAUCAGAGGCUCACGCUUUAGUGCAUAAUUAUGGGAAGUUUGAGUCAACUUUUAUUAAUGGUGAUAGCUCAAGAAGUUACUCUGAAAAACUGGACCAGUCCAAGUCAGAGCCUUUACCAACAUUUAGUCAGUUUAGCCCUAUUUCCAGCCCUGAACCAGAGGAUGCAUUCAAAGAGAACAGUAUUGGUGAUAAACCAAAACAUGCCCAAACUCCAUAUUUUCCACCACCGUCAAUGUAUGUUCCAACAGGAGCUUCAGUACUAGAUCAUCUUAGGAAGGUACCAGAGCCAGAAUUAAGCAUGUUUGAUCAGUAUUGUAAAAAGGAACAAAAGAUGGAAAUCCACUGCCAGCCAGAAAGUAGGCUGGAAAUGAGCAGAAGAGAACAAGACAAAGCGACAGAGAGAUUUGUGGAAUCAAGCAAGGACUUGGUAGAUACCAAUAGUUUUCUUGGAGAAGGCUUGGUGUUUGGAGACCUCCCUAACAGUAAUUUAGGAGAAAGUAAAGGAUCUGUGCCUGAGCUGAACAUAUACUCAUCGGUACCGCCUCGCCAGAGGUUAAAGCCAACUCAUUCAAAGUUGUCAUCCUGCGUGGCUGCGUUAGUAGCUCUUCAGGCCAAAAAAGUUGCAUGUAUUCCAAAAGGUGAUCAGCUGAGUCUUACAAAAGAACCUUCUGGUCCUUUUAAAGAUGGAACAAAGGGAAGUCCGAAAAUGCCGAAGUCACCAAAGAGUCCGCGAAGCCCCUUAGAGGUGGUAAGGAAGGCCAGCAAGCAGCCUGAGAGUCCUCGAAGUGUGUGCAGUGAUAGCAGUGGGAAAGGCUCUCCUUCCAUGGCAGCAGGCUCUCCUCCAGCUAUUCCCAAAGUUAGGAUAAAGACUAUCAAGACAUCCUCUGGUGAAAUUAAAAGAACUGUAACUAGAAUUUUGCCAGAAAAUGAUGAGUUGGGCAAAUCUUCAGAAGAAUCACCUGUGGAAACCUCAUCUGCUGAAGAGUUUCUCAAGUCUUUACCUUCCCCUGACACUAGCGCAGUAAUGGAAAACGAGGCUAGCAAGAAUUCAACCAAAAAUGGGGCUGCUGUGGCUAUCCAGCUGUCAAAUGUAGUGAGUCCUUACGCAGAUGGUAUGAAAACAGAUAUUACUGCAAAUAAUGCAUCUGCUGUGUCUCUGUCUCCACUGCCAAACUGCAGCAGUGGUGCCAUAAAAGUAGGUAUUGUGGGUCAGCAGCUGAACAAGCGGCAGCAGCAGGGCAUCGUGGUGCAACCAUCUAAUGCGACCAACUCCAGUCUUCUUCCUAAAGCUGUGCACUUGGCAAAUCUCAACUUAGUUCCACAUAGUGUUGCUGCUUCCGUUACAGCAAAGUCAUCCGCUCAGAGGCGAAGUCAACCUCAGUUGACACAAAUGUCUGUGCCACUGGUACAUCAAGUAAAGAAAGCUGCUCCUGUAAUUGUGGAGGCAUUUAAUAAAGUACUACACAGUGCCAAUCCGGUGCCAAUAUAUACUCCAAACCUUAGCCCUCCACCUGACACCAGUAUUAAUUUACCUGCUUCUGGGUAUUGUUGCCUGGAAUGUGGGGAUUCGUUUGCCUUAGAGAAAAGCCUAACUCAACACUAUAGUAGACGAAGCGUUCAUAUUGAAGUCAUGUGCACUCAGUGUUCAACUAUGCUACUUUUUUUUAAUAAGUGUAGCUUGCUUAAACAUGCGAGAGAUCAUAAGAGCAAAGGAUUUAUCAUGCAGUGUUCCCAGCUGCUAAUGAAACCAAUUUCCUUAGACCAAAUGUUUUCACCUUCUCCUACGAGCUCUUCGGUGUCUUUGGCUCCUCAGACUUUGCACUUCCCUUCUCCUUCACGUAAACCCAAUGCUACUUCAGGAAGUGGCGUAGGAAUUUCUUCUAACACUCAACCAGCCUUGCCUCUGUAUACGGACCCUUUGAGACUAACUCGUCAUGGACUUAAGUGUCUUGAAUGUAACAAGCAGGCGCAAGAUUACAUUGCUUUAGCAGCACAUUACCAGAGAACCUCAGAAGAUAAUGAGAGACUGACAUGUCAAGUGUGCCAGAUGAUGCUACCUAACCAGUGCAGUUACUGUGCUCAUCAAAGAAUCCAUGCUCACAAGUCUCCCUACUGCUGCCCGGAGUGCGGAGCAGUGUGCCGGUCCGCCUAUUUCCAAACCCACGUCAAGGAAAACUGCCUGCAUUACUCCCGCAAAGUUGGAUUCAGGUGCAUCCAUUGUGGAGUUGUCUUUAUGACCCUAGCCAUGCUGAAAGUGCACAUUCAUGAGAAACACUGCGAAGUCUUCCACAAGUGUUCUUUUUGUCCGAUGGCCUUCAAGUCAGCUGACAGCACCACUGCUCACAUGACUAGCCAGCACCCAAAAGAGCCUCACAAGACUACUCAGGUGAUCUACAAAUGCUCCUGCGAGACUGUCUUUAACAAGAAGAAACUGCUCCAAGAGCACUUUCAGCAGAAUACCAACAAGUUGUUAGUGGGAGUGUUUAAGUGCCCGCAGUGUCAGCUGGUGUAUAUGCAGAAGCAGCAGUUAAUGCAGCACGUUAAGGGUGUUCAUGGAGUCCCCCAAAAUCCUGAGGAGCUCUCAAACUUUCGACAGAAGUCUGAGAAAGCAUCAAGGAACCAGGUUCACACCUCACCAAAGGAGCUGUCAGCAGCCAAUGGGACUUCCCACUCCUCUCUGCCGAGGAAAGACAUGAGGGUGGAACACAAUCCCGAAUCAAAGUCCAGACUGAGAAGAACUGGUUGGACUUGUAAGGAAUGUUCACAGUGGAUGCCCGAUCGGGAAACCUUUGUGUCCCACAUGAAGAGAAGUCAUGGAAGGUCUAUGAAGAGAUAUCCCUGUCGACAGUGUGAACGCUCAUUUAAUGCCUCUAACAGUCUGCGUAGACACAUCCGCAAUAAUCACGACACAGCAAAGAAAGUUUACACUUGCUGGUACUGCACAGAUGAGAACCAGACAUUUCCUCAGCCGUUCAUGCUGGAGAAUCACAUCAGCCUCAUGCACGGCAUCAAAAACCCAGACUUAUCGCAGAUGGCCAAAGCAAAAGUUCCCGAGAGAGACACAGCAGAAGCAAGAUCUCCAAAGAGGAUGUCAACAGAUGAGCUGGGUCAGGCAGAGACCACUGCUGGUUCAGACAUGCCGCCAGCCAAAAGACUGAAAGCACAUUGGAAAUGUGCUAAAUGUGGAUUUGCAACAGACAUCAGUACUGAAUUUCAGGAACACAUACCUCAGCACAAGACGGACAGCUCUACGUAUCAGUGCUUGUUCUGUGGCUUGUGUUACACAUCUCAUAUCUCUCUGAACAGACACCUCUUCAUUGUUCAUAAAGUAAAAGAUGAGGAGGAGGAGGAGGAGGAGGAUGACGAGGAGGAGGAGGAGGAUGAAGAGGAGGAGCAAGAGGAGGGGGAAGAAGAGACCGAGAAGUUACAAACAGAGAUGAAUGAGAAUGGACAUGAGGGGUAUAAUGGUGAGAUGAACACUACGGUGGAAGAAGAAAAUCUGAAAUGCAAAGAGUGCAAAACUGACUCAGCUCUUUGUGAACACAGUCAGACGUGUGGUGUGGAGGGUCCUAAUAGCACCUCUCAGAACAAUCAUUCAAAGUCUUUUAAGACUUAAAAAAAAAAACCUUUUAGUUGGUUGGGGUUUUUUGUUUGGGGGAGGGUUUUUACUCAAAAUACCAGGUGGGGAAUGGGGCAAAUCGUUGAAAUAGUCUGUUGAUUUCUUGGGAUGGACGUUGCUUUCCGUUAACUUCUGUUUGUAAGGGAAAUUUAAAAAAGAAAAAACCCCGCCAUUGCAUCCUAAGCACUAAAUCUCUGCCAGAUCAGAGAGGUGAAAAGGGAAAGCAGGGCGAGAAUCCUCGCUGGAAUUUGUCCAUCUCCCGAGGAUCAAGGAGCACUUUCUGCAACUGCAGUUUCCUUAAGAUGAGCUCUCUUCCUUCGAGUGUGCACUGCCUCAGCCUCUGCCUGGAGCCCCAGCCUUCCCUUCCCUCUCUUGCUUUCUUUCUCCCAGUAUUUAUGACUAAUUUUUCUCUUCCCAUCCUGCCUUUGUUUUACUCGUUUUAAUUCAUAAUGCUGUCUCGGCGAAAUGUCAGGACUAUGCUGGCUGAAACAAGAUCUCCUACAUUACACAGGACAGGUGCAAGCUGCAAGUUGUACUGAAGCUUCAGACAGUUUUUUCAUUGCCCUGGUAACAGUCUUAUUUCCCACAAGGUAAUUUAAUGAAAUGUUAUGGAUUUGAAUCCUCCUCAAAGAGAAUCUCAUAGCUACCGUCCUCUUGUGUGAGCAGAGCUCAAAAGCACGUGUCACAGAUUGACAAGGGCCUGGUCCGCCCCAGGGACUUGUCGGUUCUAUGUCAAUAUAGCUGCACUGCUGGAAGCUAUAUAGAAGGUGGGUAUAGCCAGCUGUAGGCUGGGCCUGGCACGCUGUGGCUUAUCCCUGCUCGAAGCUCAGGCAGAGCGACGUGGCCGGUGAGUACGGCACCAUAAACACUUGUGCCUCUCUGUGCUAGCGAGGAGCACUGGAGAUUGAAUGUCACGAUCCACAGAAUAGGAAAACUCUCCCCUCCCCGUCUCGCUAUCGGCUGGA
Struthio camelus australis is the source of this 5576-nucleotide messenger RNA. The record is from RefSeq and is a predicted model, not a curated record. NCBI's taxonomy places the organism in Eukaryota, Metazoa, Chordata, Aves, Struthioniformes, Struthionidae.